This is a messenger RNA of Stegostoma tigrinum, 8381 nucleotides long. RefSeq names its product klotho (gene kl). Gene Ontology annotation, molecular function: hydrolase activity, hydrolyzing O-glycosyl compounds. The coding region runs from base 128 to 3094 and encodes 988 amino acids. The transcript is spliced from 5 exons. Gene Ontology annotation, biological process: carbohydrate metabolic process. The record is from RefSeq and is a predicted model, not a curated record. Lineage: Eukaryota; Metazoa; Chordata; Chondrichthyes; Orectolobiformes; Stegostomatidae.
ACCUGCGCGAGUGUAAUGUGGGCAUGUUGUGUGUAUGUUUCAGCAAGGAGCACAUCGCCUCCCUUUGCCAGGCAGCUAUAGACCACUGCACUGAGCAGGACAUGUCUAUCAGGCAGCGGGCAGCAGCAUGAAGCCACUAGCGCUUUCUUUGCUUCUCCUCUGGCCAACCCUUGUCUCCCUGAAUGGGGCAGGAGAUGGGACCUGGGCCAGGUUUGCCAGCCUACCUUACCCGGAGGACAACCUGUUCCUACAUGCCACCUUCCCUGAGGGCUUCAUGUGGUCUGUGGGCACAUCAGCUUACCAGACAGAAGGGGCCUGGCAGCAGGAUGGAAAGGGAGUGUCCGUCUGGGACACCUUUACCCACAAGCAGCUCAGUGCCAACGGGGAUGUGGCCAGUGACAGUUACAAUAAUAUAGAGAGGGACAUUUCCGCCAUCCAAACUUUGGGUGUCACACAUUACCGUUUCUCCAUCGCCUGGAGCAGGAUCUUCCCAGACGGUUUACUCUCAAGCCGCAAUGAAGUUGGGCUCAGGUUUUACUCACACUUCAUUCAGAGACUCCGAGAUAUAGGUGUUGAGCCCAUAGUGACUUUGCACCAUUGGGAUCUGCCCCAGGAUCUCCAGGACCGGGAUGGAGGUUGGAUCAAUGAAACAUUGGUGGACCGCUUCAGCGAAUACGCCCGGUUUUGUUUCGAGGCUUUCGGGCACCGGGUGAGGUACUGGAUCACUAUCGACAACCCCUACGCCCUGGCUUGGCACGGGUAUGGCACGGGAAAGCUUGCUCCUGGUAUCAACGGAGCCCCACAUGCACCCUACACAGUGGCACAUAAUCUGAUUAAGGCACACUCCAAGACUUGGCAUAUCUACAAUGAACAUUUCCGCCAAUCUCAGCAAGGUCAUGUGUCAAUUGCUUUGGCUUCUCAUUGGGUUGCACCAAAAAACGGGGACAUAACCUCUGAAGCUGUGCAGCUUUGCCAGUGCUCAAUCGAUUCUGUAUUGGGUUGGUUUGCGAAACCAAUAUUCAUAGACGGUGAUUAUCCAGAGUGUAUGAAGGAUAACCUCAAAUCACUACUGCCAGCUUUUAACGAUGGAGAAAAAUUGGAAAUAAAGAAAACAGCUGAUUUUUUCGCACUUUCAUUUGGACCAUUGAGUUUUCGACUUUUGGAUUCAAAUCUAUUAUUUAACCAAUCAAAAAAAUACUUUCUGAGGCAGCUUCUCUAUUGGAUUCACACAGAAUACAACAACUCAAAAAUAUUCAUUGUAGAAAAUGGCUGGGAUGACAGCAGUGGCAGCACAAAGACUGAGGAUGUUUAUAACAUGUAUCCUUUAAAGACCUUUCUCAUGGAUGUAUUGAAAGCAAUUAAAUAUGAUGGAGUUGAUGUCAUUGGAUACACAGCAUGGUCACUACUUGAUGGUUUUGAAUGGGACGCUGGUUAUAGUACCCGACGGGGGUUGUUUUACGUUGACUUUAAAAGCAAAGAGAAGAACAGAAUUCCAAAAUCAUCUGCUUAUUUCUAUCAGCAAGUGAUAGAAGACAAGGGAUUCCCACCUAUACCAGAAAACAAACCUAUUACAGGAACCUUCCCCAACAGUUUUGUAUGGGGCAUCUCUGAAGAUGUCAUACAGGUAGAAUCUUCUCCUACAACUCCCCAAUUUGUUGAUCGCAAUAUCUACAAAUGGGAUAUCAAUGGCACGGGAAAGUUGCUGAAAGUCAAAGGAGUAAUGGGCCAGCUGCGUAAGGCUCAAUGCACCGAUUACAGCACUAUCAGACAAGAAAUUUACCUCUUGCAGAAUACACAUGCCACUCAUUUCCAAUUCUCCCUCAACUGGUCACUAAUCCUACCAACUGGCAACAUAACACAGGUGACCAGAGCAAAUCUGCGCUAUUAUAAAUGCUAUGUCAGUGAGCUUCUACGUGUGAAUGUUACGCCGGUUGUUGUACUGUAUCAUCCUACUCUUGAAGAUCAGCGAUUGCCGUCACUGUUAGAAAACAAUGGGGGCUGGAUGAAUCCAGCCACAAUUCAGGCUUUCACGGAAUAUGCCAGGUUAUGUUUCAGACAGCUGGGAAACAAAGUGAAGUUCUGGAUAACAAUGAGUGAGCCAAAUGGCAUAAAGCACUUAGUAGCACAUAAAGCAAACUUUACGGUUUUAGGCCACAAUUUAAUUAAAGCACAUGCUUUAGUCUGGCAUCUCUAUAAUAACGAAUUUCGCAAGACUCAAAAUGGACAAAUUUCAGUUUCUCUUCAUGCUGACUGGGUCGACCCAGCUGACCCUUUCUCGAGGAAUGAUAUAGAAGCAGCUGCUAGAAGUUUAGAGUUUGAUAUUGGUUGGUUUGCAGAACCUAUUUUUGGCAGUGGAGACUACCCUUUCAUCAUGCGAGACUGGCAGAGCCAAAGGCAAAACAUUGGAUGGCACAAUUCUUACUUGCCCUACUUCACCAAUAAAGAAAAAGAGCUGAUACGUGGCUCUGGUGAUUUUGUGGCAUUGAACCACUACACCACUCAUAUUGUACAUCUAGAAAGUCAGUCUGGAGCCCAGACUGGUUAUGAGUUCAAAAUGCAACACCUGAAAGACACUACCUGGCUGGAAUCACCAGACGGAAAAGCAGUUGUGCCCGGGGGUUUACGCAAACUCCUCAGGUGGAUUAAAUCAAAAUAUGGCAACAUCCCUAUUUAUAUCACAUCGAAUGGCAUUGAUGAUGAUUCACCCUCCAAAGAUAAGUUGCGUGUUUACUACAUUCAGAGUUACAUUAAUGAAGUUUUGAAAGCCUUAAAACUAGAUGGAGUAAACAUUCAUGGGUAUUUUGCUUGGGCCCUAAGAGAUAUCGAUGAACCAAACUAUGGCUUCUUCACUUCUAAUCGAGCAGCUAAGCUCUCUGUUGAACAUUACAGGAGAAUUGUAGAUAAUGGCGGAUUUCCUACAUCAAAUACCACCAGUACAAAAUGUUAUCAAGACUUACAUUCUUCUGCAAAGUGCAAUCCUUUGUUCUUCAGAAAACAGUUGCUGAUUUUUGCAUUAUGUACUUUAAGUGUUUUCACUGCAAUUAUGUUUUUAAUUAUUUAUUAUUCUACAAAAAGGUGCAGAAAAUAUAAUUAAAGCAUUCUAUUGAAAGAGAUAUUAACUUGUUUGGAGGAAGGUACUCAUUUAUAGUUUGACCAGAGUGAUACUUAAAGAAAAAUUCUUUCUGAUCAACAAUCUGACAUUGGUUUUUCAUUCUAAUUUUCAUUUUCUGUCUAAAAGGUUUUCGCCAAUUCUGUCCUAAUGGUAGUAACUUAAAUUUGCAGUAAUUCACUAUUUAAUGUGGCUAAGUCUGGAUAGCGAUUGCAUAAUUGACUGUUGAGUAAUAUCAUAGUCGAGCCAUUCUCGUCCCCACCCUACAGCCAUAUACGCAGGGGAUCAUUUUAAGUUUGUGUGCUGAGUGGUAGCAAAUUGGCAACAAAUUUUGUUUUGUUGAUGUCAGUAAAAAUUGGGAAGACAGGGAAAGACAUAAUACAUGGUCUGCUAAUUUGUUGUUGCCUGUUUCAAACCGUUACACAAAGCUAAAAUGUAUCUGAACCCUCUUCAGCAUUACAUAGCAGUCAAGGAGCAUGAUGUCAUCUCCUUCAUAUAAGGCUAACUGUAGCUUCCAAAUGAUCAACCUGCUUGAAAUCAGCUAACUCAGGACAUACUAGAGAUCAAAUGUAGAUAUCUCUUAAUCUGUAGCAGGCAAUGAGUAUAAGCAUUGACAGACCAUGCCUCCUGCUGAUGUAAAUUUGAAGAAUGUAGUAUAAUGAAUGUAGUAUAAUUCACUUUGAGCAGAGCAGGAGUGUCAUUGCCAAAAAGUGACAGUUAGAUCUUUAAUGCAAUCUUUCAUCUGUAAUGCUCCAGAUGGAUGAAUAUUGUAAAUUUAUGUUUACCCUAAUUCAUUACUCCAAUUUUUGUUUUAGUAUCCAUUCAUUUCAACGUAAAAGAUAUAGUGUACCUGCAAAUCUAUAUUUCCAGUAUGCACAUGAAACACCAGGCUCUCAAGGGGAGCUGAUAGCCUAGUGGUAUGAGAUAACAAGUUGUAGAGCUGGAUGAACAAAGCAAGCCAAGCAGCAUCAGAGGAGCAUGCUUGGCCUGCUGUGUUCAUCCAGCUCUACGCCUUGUUAUCUCAGAUUCUCCAACAUCUGCAGUCCUAUCUCUGAAACAAGCCUAGUGGUAUUAUUGCUGGAAUAUUCAUCCAGUGAUUCAGGUAGUGUUCUGGGGAUCUGGUUCAAAUUCCAUCAUAGUAGUCGGUGGAAUUUGAAUUCAAUAAAACUCUAAACUAUAGAGUCUAAUGUCAACCAUAAAACCAUUAUUGAUCAUCAGGGAAAAGUCCAUCUUGUUCACUAAUAUCUUUUGUUAGGAAGGACAUUUACCAUUUUUACCCACUCUGGCCUAUGUGUGUCUCCAGACCUACAGCUUGAAGGUUGACUCUUAACUGCCCUCUGGGCUAUUAUGGAUGGACAAUAAAUGCUGACCUAGCCAGAGACCCUCAUCCUGUGAAUGAUAAAAAUAAGUCAGGAUGACUAAAGACUUUAUAUUGUUUCUCAAAACAAAGAAAUUUGGGGAGGCCCACUGUGGCAAAGUGCUGUGGAGCAGAUCUCUUAACUGCCUACUAUCGGUCAGAGCCCAAAAUGAGAUAGAAGAGACUUCAUCGUACACAGGGUAUGCUUCCAGCACCUGUAAGGGAGCAACAGCAACAUUUUCCUCUGGUCUUUGGCCAUGAGGUCUUGGGACAGAAUACACAAAAUGAAUGUUACCACUGCUGGGAGAGAUCGGGAACCAGGGGACAUAUAUUUAAGGUAAAGGGCAACAAAAUAUACAUUUGAUGGAAACACACUGGGUGACUUUUAGAGGGAUCUGAGUAAUGCGGUUAUGGUGAGACGUGGAGCAGAAUCAGAUGAUAAGUGCAGUGAGGCCUUUCUCUCUGUCAAGAUCACCUCUCUUUAUCUUUUCUACUUUUCACAAGUGGUAGUGGAGAGAUGCCAAUUGACACAUUAUUGAUUGUUAAAUGCCUUAUUAGCACCACAAUUUGCCUUAUUAAUAUUCAGACUCCCAUCUUACCAUAUUUACCAAACAAGCUAAAUUUCAGGAAACCUUGACAAAGAAACCAGAGUGUGUUCCUGGCAAAUUCAGCUCAUUGCUUGCUCUGAACCAUCUCCACAUUACCUGCAACCAAACAAAAGCUCAGGGCAUAGUACUAACUCAUUGGCAGUAGCUUCAUUCAGUCAUCCUGCAUGGAUAUUGGCAUCUGACAUGUCAGCCCACUAUGCCCAUCCUAACACUUCAAAUCUGGAAGCACAGAAUUGCUGGGCACACCGGUAAUAUGUAUUGAAAAGCUGCAGAGGGGUCACUUUUUACACAGGGACAGAUACCCGGCUCUCUCACUUAGUGCCUCCCUGCAUGCUUGCAGCAUCUAGGUCUUGCCUUACCAAUUAGCACAGCCACACAAUCAGGCAGCUUGCCUUGCUACCAAUCAUUCAUCAGAUAUUGCUGUAUGGCAGGAUGCUACAUCAAUUUCACACUUAAGCCAGUAACGUAUGUGCCAAACAUGCUGCAAGCAAGCAACCAUUUAUCCAACACCUUCAAAUCCUUGGAGGAGUCUGUCGGUUAAGGGGUCCCAAUUUAGCAAGUUAAGGGCAGCCUCACAUACUUGUCCAACGUGUUGACCAGGCUUAUGCUUCUGGUUGGAGAAUUCUUGAUCGGGAGUCCAUGCCUCUGCUGUCCAGGAUGUAAGCCACAGCCAGUCCAUUGACUCUGUAGAAGCAAGUUUUAGGUGGGGGUGUGGUGUGUGGGGCUAAUGCAGUUGGAAGAUGUCUUGGCACCAGUCAGGGGUCUCGGCACAUUUCACCCAUAUCUGUCGACUCAUGUUGGUUGAGGGCUUUGGGCAUGGUCAAGCCAUCAUUCCAUCCUCAAAAACUGAAGGGUCAGUUGUGGCAGGUGGGGGGUGAAAUUGCCACCACAGAUAUGGUACUGAGCCUUGGCACAUUAAUCAUUGGGAUUGGGAUCUACAGGCUCUUGGCAAGGGUGCAGCAUAGUUGUGAAUGGUGUGCAGGAGGAUUUCAAAGGGAAUGAUACUGUAAAACAUGGCUGGGGAGGAUGCAAUGAGGGAGGGAGUCACCAGUGGUUAGUAGCACCCUGGCUUUAUAACGAUGUAUGUGGGAGAAACUGAAAUUAACACAGAAGGCAUGGUCACUUUAAAUGUUAGAGUUUGGGUGGGAAGGUUAGGCAGGUGUUUAGACAAGCUUGGUGGAGGCUUAGGGAAGUGUGAAUCCUGUGGGGUUAACAGGAUGGGCCACUACAAAGGGGAUGUUGAUAAUUGGAGGCUCACAGAUACUUGCAGGCUGGGCGCUGGGAACCACUGGCAGAGGAACUUGAAAGUGUGCAAUGGGAAGAAAACGGUUGUGAAAACAAUCAGAGUGGCUGCGUUAAGUGUCUCAACCUGUGAGGGAGACGGCUGCUGAACAUACUAUUCAAAAAGCUUUUAAAAGUCACUGGCCCCUGAAACAUGUAUCACAUGGGCCUGUAGGCUACAUACUGCCUGCCCAUUCUACAGCAUCGAUCCCUUUGCAAGUGGCAUCUUAUUGCCACAGCUACUGCCAGUAGCUACGCACUGCACAUAACAGGAUCCCAAUGUUAGACAUCAUUAGGGGAGACACAUUGGCCCAGUGGCUAGCACUGCUGCCUCACAGCGCCAGGGACCUAGGUUCGAUUCCAGCCUCGGGUGACAGUCUGUUUGGAGUUUACACAUUCACCUGUGUCAGUGCAGGUUUCCCCUGGUGCUCUGGUUUCCUCCCACAGUCCAAAGAUGUGUAGGUUUGGUGGAUUGGCCAUGGGAAAUGCAGAGUUACAAGGCUAGGGCAGGGGGUGUGAUUCUGGGUGGGUUGCUUUUUAGAGGGUCAGUGUGGGCUUUUUGGGCCAAAUGGUCCACACUGUAUGGAUUCUAUGGGAGGGUAGAAGGUGCCAGCAGCACAUAAAACAACAUGUAUGCAUUGUAUGUAGCUGUAUGUGGUAGAUGCUCAGCAUAAACUUUUCUCCGUGAGGCCUAGUGUGACCAUGAACUGCUGCUGUAUAGUGUGAUAAUAUUUACCUCCUGGAGCUAAAGACUCAUAAGCAAAUACAUGAAAGUUAAAGUCAACAUUUAUGUACAAAGUUCAAAUAGUAAGUGCCAUCAAAGUGCCUCAGUAAAUUAUCUUCUUUCCCUCCCUUUCACUAUGUCACAGCUGGGUUGAAGUGAGCCUGCUCUGAUGUAGACACCACUGGCCUGGAGGUUUAACAGAGUGAUCUGGGGGUGUUUAUGUCUGAAUAGGCCAAGCUUAAUGAGGGUCUUCUUAUCAGAAGCAAGCUGCUGCUCCUCAGCUUGAACUUACAAGGAUCAGUGUAGGUCAGGCAGGAUGGAGAUGGAGGGCAUGGCUAUGUUGACAGUGCCCUGAUUGGAAAUUACCAGAGAUGACAAACCUAUACAGGGCACUCCUCCACUGGUGCGGGCUCCCUAUGCUCUGUUAUAGGCUGCCUUCUCCUGAAACAAGAAAAGUAAGGGAGAAUGGGGAAGUGUGUAAGAUCUUAGUAGCUGGCACAGCUGUUGGUAUUGAUGCAUGUGUUAGAAGGCGGUAGGUGUUCUGAAGGGCUAAGGAGGCAGCAUGGUGGGCAUGCUAGGUUAGUGCUGUGGACCACUGAGGAUGGUGAACGUGUGAUGGAAGUUGUUUCAAGCAAUAGUGCAAGUGGGACAGCUUGUACAGUGGUAUAGUUGAGUGCAAUACCAGAGACAGCAUGCGAGAGGUGACAGUAUGGAACUUAUCCUGGCAGAGGAGGAAGACCUUUUUACUGCAUUGCUGGCAGUUCCUUGGAGAUGACAUUGACUUGGGUGGCAACCUCAGAUAACGUUUAGCAGGAUCUGGCAGCUCAGCAUCAUGCACUAGUCCUCCAGGAAUUGUACAGUCCUCCUUUGUACCACCCCGUCCACCAAGACCUUAGAGCCCCUGUUGUUACGGGAACAGCGAUGGUAACAUGAGACAGAAAUCAGACUUGAGAAUGCCACAGGGAUGUUGUAGGCAAUGAGAUGAGCUUGGUAAGAUACGGUGAGAAAACCUACCAGUGACUAACUUUCCAAGAAUUCAACACGACUCAGAUUUACCAAAAAAAAACAAGAUUCAGCCCUUGAUCUAAUAGCUUGAUAUAGAUCAAGAAAGUUCAGACAUAAGCAGCUCUUAGAAAAGGCCGGCUGUCAGUGAAGUUUAACAAUUUUAACACAAGUGUAUAAUUUAAAUAGAAAUAAAAGUGCUGAAAAUAUAUUUUUAAGAUGUGCUUUUUUGUGUUAACAGUUUGCUUAUUGUUGUUUGUAAUGAUGCUAUUUGUAAAUAAAACAAUUUCCCUUUGUAAA